This is a messenger RNA of Glycine soja, 648 nucleotides long. Its product is annotated as protein PHOTOSYSTEM I ASSEMBLY 2, chloroplastic. The record is from RefSeq and is a predicted model, not a curated record. The transcript has 4 exons. Bases 48 to 374 code for a protein of 108 amino acids. Lineage: Eukaryota; Viridiplantae; Streptophyta; Magnoliopsida; Fabales; Fabaceae.
AGUUGUUAUAUUGUUAUCCAUCCUAUUCCUAUCCACUUGAGGAAGAAAUGCAUCAUAUCUGUGUUUGCUGCAAGGGCUUGACUCCUCUACCUCCUCCUCCUCCUCCGCUUCACCAAAGACGAAACACUCUAGUCAUUACUUUUGCUUCAAAGUCUGGAGGAGGAUUUUCACUUAACUCGUUACUGAAAAGUUGUAAAAGUUGCGGAGGAAAGGGGGCAAUUGAAUGUCCUGGAUGUAAGGGGACGGGAAAGAAUAAAAAGAACGGAAAUAUAUUUGAACGGUGGAAAUGUUUUGAUUGCCAAGGAUUUGGGCUAAAGAGCUGUCCCAGCUGCGGAAAGGAAGGCUUAACACCCGAACAAAGAGGAGAAAGAUAGGACUAAGGAUUCAAACUUGCACUUUUCUCUCAAUUGAUCAACCCCCUUACCCCCUUGAUGCAAUUCUACACUCAGGCUAUAAAUAUAGGUUAUGUUUGUGCAUUUUUUUGAAACUUUGAUCAUUUAAAUAUUAAACUUCAGAUUUCAAAACUCUUUUAGAGCAUAAAAUUUAGUGCUCUCUUGUAUGGUGAAACUUUAAAACUCUUUUUAUAUGUUAAAACUUUAAAACUGUUAUCCAUCAUGUGACUUAUAUAGUUUUGAUUAUAAAAUAUUA